GCGGUUUUAAUAUAAUGCCUUCUUAGUUAUUUAAUAUAUUCAUACCUUAUUUAACACACCAUCUUGUUAUAGGGCUCUGUCAGCAUGGUUAUUUUAGCUAUAAAUAUACGCCAAUUUUUAUUAAAAAAACACGAAAAGUAUACAAUUAUUUUUGUUUUUUACUUCAUUCAGCUGCUGUUACGUAUUGUUGUUGUUUUUUCUUUAUUUUCAAGGUAAUUUUUGUUUAUAUGUGUACAUAUGCUACAAAUAUAGCAGUCAUUUAAUCAUCUAUUUUGAGUGCUUUAAUAUAUUCGUUUUGAACCUCGCUACAUUUAUACUAGAUAUAGAUAUCGUGGACAUCAUUUACUAUUUGUCUAAGGUCAGAAUUAUUAUAACCAUGGUACUGUAAAUAACCAUAUAAAGAACAAAGAUUCAUGGAUAACUUUAUACUAAUCAACUAUAACUAUAACUAUACUAAUCAAUGUUUAAGAAAAUUAAAUACAUGUAGAUUGCAAUCUGAAUUUAGUCAGGCGAUUGUCAGGUCGCUUGAUCAUAAUUAAUGACCAUUUUUUACAGAUCAUGCCGUUUACUGGGUUGUCGUUAUCAAGGUAACCGAGUAACCAUACGCAUUUGCAAAUAGUUCCAUUAGGCUCUACUUUACAGAACUACUGUACAUUUUGUGACCCGCCCAGUACAUCUUUCUAUAAAUAAUGUACAGUCAUAACUGACAAAUUGUCAAGAAAAUAUGACAUAGGUCAUUUUAUUUGACUGUACUGAUGCAAACUUCAUAGAAGUUUCCAUAUUUCAUUUCCUUUGCUUAAAGCUGUGAAGCCUGUUUUAUAUCUCUAGAUGUCAUUGUUGUUGUUUUUUUUAAUGUUUGACGUUCCAUAUUGUGGCGUCAUCCACAUUUUACCUGUAUCUAAUGUAUUUACAGUGCAAUUAUUGUUAUUGGCGACAUGAUGUGACGACAAUGCCUAUGAAUUCAUUAAACAUAAACAUACCAUGCACUUAUGCUAUCAAUCUCAAUAUCUUUACUGUAAAUAUAAAAAAGUCAACGUCCUAUCGUAAUAUUGAUGAUCUAGAAGUUUGCCAAGAUAAAAAGCUGAUAGAAAAAGACUAGUUAACGUAAAACAUAAAAGUCACUGAGGAUCAGCUAUAUUUAUUGGGUAUAUCCUUUAUACUGGAGCAAGAUUUCCAAUAAAUCGUUAGGGAGCAUGUCUGCAUAAGGGGGUUGUAUUGGAAUUUCUCCAUGGCACCAUUCAUAGCCAUACAGCAUAAAGAGAACAAAUAUAAUAUUGUUCAAGUGACAAAUGUAUUGAUUAUUUUAAAAUUCAUUUACAUUGAAAGGUUAAGUUGUGAUGGUAAUUAAUAAAUUGAGAUGUUUAAAUUUCGGAUUAUGAUAUAAUAGUUACAUAGUUUACAUGUGAAUUAAUCAACUCAAUGACCAUUGUGACAUGUUCAAUCACAGACAGUGUGAUGUAUUCAUGUACAUAAUUAGCUCUGAUAGUAACAGAGCUGAAUCUUAAUCUAAAAUACCGUCAUUCAUUUGUGGACAUACAACAGUUGAACAGUGUUCAAUAUUACCUUAGUGUAUCGGUAAAUUAUACAUCUAGAAGAGGCUUUAUUUCAUUUACAUAUUUGAUGGCAACUGACUUUAAAUUAACAUUUCGAAUGAGUGCACGUGCUGCCGGUGAUGUCGUCUGUUUCAAACAAGAUGGCGAAAGGUUUGAUCAGACGCAUACAGUGAAAUUAAACACGGAUACAGAAUAUGACCUCAAGUUCUCUCUAAAGCCUGCAAUAUACGUAGAUAAACUAAUGAUAAACGGAGAACUGCACAAACUUGAAGUGUGUAAAGAAAUAAAGAAUGAGAGCGACGAAUUACGGAAUUACAAGACACAAUACGAAACUUCCGGAUAUGAUGUCAGUAAAAGAGGACAGCGGAAGGAACUACUUUUUGUAUUAGAGCUAGAGAAUGGUGUGUACAUGAAGUUUAGUUUACAAUGCAAGAUGUAUAAAGUUGGUGAGACUGACCACGCGCACUGGGGCCAGAAACUUACAGCUAUUGACUUUGAUUGUAAAAUGGAGGAAGGACACAAUUAUGUUACAGUAACUAAAGAAAAGUAUUUGUGAUGUUAACUACUAGUUAGAACUGUGAAUAUUUGUGAAAUUUUAAUGUUAUAAUUACAUAGACCCAUUAUAGAACUAGAUUGUCGUGAUUGUAGGGCGGAAUAGUGGAAUAUAAAAAAUUUCCAAAUAAAAACAAACGUUAUGAUACACAGUAUCAAAGAGGACAUUUUUUUACCUGUUUUUUUGUUCCUAUAUUCAUGUAUAUUCAUUGAAACAGUUAAGAGAAAACACAGAUGCCUACUUUGUGAUGCCAUUUCGGUGUAUUGUGUAAUAAAUUGCCACAUCAUUUUCCACUAAGCAACUUUUAAAUUACGGAUAGGACUCUUCAGUUAAAACACUGAGCCGCAAGAGAUUCGAAACUUUACUUACUUGAUAAACACGAAAUAUAACGCAAAACGCCAUAUUACUUAAACAUUUAUAACUUAAUCGCCAAAAUUUGACGAACAGUUCACUUUUUUGUGAUAGUAUCUUGGUCAAUGAUAUACCACUAUAGUCUGCUCAAAUUCUCAACCGAUAAACGCUUGUUUCGUUGU
Molecule: messenger RNA, 2639 nt
Organism: Ruditapes philippinarum (Manila clam)
Lineage: Eukaryota; Metazoa; Mollusca; Bivalvia; Venerida; Veneridae
Product: CB1 cannabinoid receptor-interacting protein 1-like
Exons: 3
Coding region: 1621-2109 (162 amino acids)
Biological process (GO): negative regulation of signaling receptor activity
Cellular component (GO): plasma membrane
Molecular function (GO): type 1 cannabinoid receptor binding
Source: RefSeq, a predicted model, not a curated record